UCAUUGCCUGAGUGCGCGUGACGACGACGGCGGCGGCGACUACGACGGCGACGAAGCUGGGCAACAUUGCUCCAAAGUGAUUUCUGUUCUCAUUUGAUUCCUCCUUCAAAAAGUCUCCGUAAUUCUCUCACCAUCAAUUUCAAUUUCACCAAGAAAAGGGAAUGGUUACUUUUGGGGACUCCUGGAUCCAGGAAUAUAAUGAAGCAGGAAAACUCGCGGAUGACAUCAUUUACAUGAUAUCUGAAAGAAAUUCGUUGCCCGCAACAGGCCCAGAAGCACAACGCCAUUCAUCUUUAAUAAGGAGGAAGAUCACAAUAUUAGGAUUUAGACUUGAUAGCUUACAGACUAUUGACUCUAAGCUUCCUGUAAAGCAACAUUUGACAGAGAAAGAGAUGAAUCGUCGCAAGGAUAUGCUUGCAAAUUUAAAAUCAAAAGCAACCGAAAUGGCCUCCACUUUGAAUAUGUCGAACUUUGCCAAUAGGGACAGCUUGCUUGGACCAGAAACAAAGGCAGCAGAUGCUACGAGCAGAACCACAGGCCUUGACAAUUAUGGUGUUGUUGGUCUUCAAAGGCAAAUUAUGAAAGAACAAGAUGAGGGGCUUGAGAAAUUGGAGGAGUCUAUGAUGAGCUUCAAACAUAUAGCAUUGGCAGUUAAUGAGGAGCUCGACUUGCAAACAAGACUCAUUGCUACCCUGGACGAACAUGUUGAUGUUACUGACUCAAGACUUCAGCGAGUGGGGAGGAAGGUUGGAAUUUUGAACAAACGCACAAAGUGUGGUUGCUCUUGCUUGUGCAUGCUUUUAUCAGUGAUUGGGAUUGUACUACUUGUUGCACUUAUAUAUAUGUUGAUCAAGUAUCUGUAAUUGGGUUGGACAAAAGGUAAACUGUAAAUGCAAAAGAACUAGUACAUUGAGUGUAAGUCGGGAGAAUUCGAACUUUUGAAAUCUUCCCUCUGCUUCUGUUUUCAUGCAUUGCUUGGUUUGAUUUGAUAUGUUCCAUGAUCUUGAAUUCUUGAUUGAAUAUAUGUACUUGAGACAGAUUUUUCUGAGCUUCGAA
Messenger RNA from Solanum verrucosum, 1056 nucleotides. RefSeq names its product syntaxin-52-like. The transcript has 6 exons. The coding region runs from base 162 to 863 and encodes 233 amino acids. Gene Ontology annotation, cellular component: SNARE complex; endomembrane system. Gene Ontology annotation, molecular function: SNARE binding; SNAP receptor activity. Lineage: Eukaryota; Viridiplantae; Streptophyta; Magnoliopsida; Solanales; Solanaceae. The record is from RefSeq and is a predicted model, not a curated record. Gene Ontology annotation, biological process: intracellular protein transport; vesicle fusion.